Styela clava is the source of this 1442-nucleotide messenger RNA. RefSeq lists its product as uncharacterized. Gene Ontology annotation, molecular function: S-adenosylmethionine-dependent methyltransferase activity. NCBI's taxonomy places the organism in Eukaryota, Metazoa, Chordata, Ascidiacea, Stolidobranchia, Styelidae. The record is from RefSeq and is a predicted model, not a curated record.
ACGUGAAAUGCCAACAGUCAGAAAUGACGCCACACUAUAUAUAUCCUUCAAGUUCAUUUUAGCUUUGAUUACAAAAUGCCGCGGCGUGGGUUAAAGAAUUUUUGUUCGGCGUAUAGAUUGUGGUUUGAUUCAAACUCUACUCAGUUAGCUAACUAGAAUAAUGGAAGACUAUCUGGGAGAAGAAGCAGCAAAUGUUUACACCAAGAAUCCGAAAUUCCCACCUCAUAUUGCAGAAUAUGUAAUGAAUCGUCUUAAAAAAAUAAAGGGCAAUGAAAAUUUCGAGAAAUUUGAACUUGUUGUGGACGCUGGAUGUGGUAACGGAAAAUCAUUGUUAGAUUUUUUGCCUUUUUUCCAAAGAUCCAUCGGAUUCGACGUCAAUGAGAAUCAAGUUAGAAGAGCAAAAGAAAGUAUAAAAUCCGAGACAGCAACAUUUUAUGUAGGCAUAGAGGAAUCUAUGCUCGUCGAGGACAAAUCCGUAGACUUAUUACUCAACGUUGGCGCUUUGCAUUUCAUGGAUCUUGCGACGUUUUUAAAAGAGUGUAGGAGAGUUUUGAAGAGUACUGGGCUUUGUGCUACUUACGAUUCUUCAUUUUCGAGAUUGGAAGUACAUUUUCCUGUCAAAAAUGCGAAUCAGAAAACGGCCGACGGUAGUGGGAUUCUUACAAGUUAUCGAACAACAUUAUAUCGUUACUAUAUUGAAGCCAACCACCCCACUGCGGAAUGGCUUAACCGAUAUGAACAGAUUUAUGAGCGAGUUACUGGAUUCAACAAAGAGAGAAAUGAUGACGUAACAUACGAUUACAAUAUGACACUGAAAGAACUGAAAAUGUUUUUUCUGUCUUUCCCGACAUUCAGAAAACAUCACAAUUUAUUUGGGGAAGAAUCUGCUCCAUUGAAUAUAAUGGGAGAAGAUUUGAAGAAACUUGUAAACGCUGAAGGAAUUGAUGAUGAAAAGUUGCAACUUCGUUUCACACUGUCAAUGUUCUUUUUAUUUUUAUAUAAUUAAAUAAUGAGGUAAUUAUAAUGUGCGUCUGCGUUCACCGUAAACGUGCAUCCAGCAAGAAUUUGUUUAGUAUAUAUGCUAGUUUUCUUGUGUUGAAAGUUAACUCCUUAAUUUCUGAUUACCUUAUCGAAGCAUGAUAAAUUGAAAAUUGUGGCUUUGUGAUUUUAAUUUCGAUUCAUAGUCAACUGUUUUAUUCGAAUUGCUCUUGUUAAUCAGCGAAUAAAAGGAUUUAUAAGAAAUGGGUUAUAGAGCAAUCAGCUGUUAUUAAAUCAUGAAUACUUGAGUAUCGGACUUCUGAUGCCUUCAUCCCUUAGGCGCCAAAUUAACUAAUCCAAUCAAGAUGUUAUGUGCUGAUGGUCACAACAUAUUGCAACAUAUUUAAAAUAUAUAGUAAUAUACCAUAUAUAAAAAGUUAUCGAAAAAUACACAAAGAACACAA